CACUACAGCACAGUCUCACCCUCUUUGGAGUUGCAAUCUUUGGAAGUCGUAAGUUAGCUUCAUCGACUGUUUUUAGUUUUUUUUAAAUUAUUAUUAUUUAUUCCAGUGGGUUAAAUCUAUUAUUUGACACUGGGGUAGUUUAUUUUACCGCUGUUUUCGGGGUGUGUGACAAUCUCUCAACAACAGCAGCAUCACAACAACAACAAGAGCUCUACUUCCGGUUUUAGACUCCAGCAUCAUUUGAGGGAUUUGCUUUAUCAGCAGGUCAGUGGUUUCAUUUGGCUUUUGUUGAAUAAUAAUAGUCCACUCUGCUGCUGUUUUCCCGACUGCCUGCAGCCGAAAACAGAGUACAAUCAGCGGACUGUCACAAAUAGGCUCGGCGUCAGGUUUUAGUAUGAACGACGUGGAGGUGUUUCACGAGAAGCAGCGCUUGGAGCUGUGCGCCAUACAUGCGCUCAACAACGUGCUCCAGGAGCGGGUGUUUACCAAGGAGACAGCCGAUGACAUCUGUAAACGGUUAGCUCCACAGUGUGUGGUAAACCCCCAUCGGUCAGUAUUAGGCACAGGAAACUACGACGUUAACGUGAUCAUGGCAGCACUACAGAGCCGAGACCUGGCCGCCGUGUGGUGGGACAAACGCAGGACGGUUCAGAGUCUCUGCAUGUCAAAGGUCCAGGGUUUUAUUCUCAACGUUCCCUCCCGAGUGUCUCUGGGCAUCGUGUCCCUCCCGCUCCGGCGGCGGCACUGGCUGGCGGUCCGGCAAGUUAACGGACAGUACUACAACCUGGACUCCAAACUGAAGGGUCCCGCCUGCAUCGGGGGAGAAGCAGAGCUACGAGCAUUUCUCAGCGAGCAGCUGUCCCAGGAAGUGGCAGAGAUGCUUCUGGUGGUCCGACGGGACGUGGAGGAGGACGGGUCAUGGUUAAACCCCGACAGCCCAAACAACUGAUCCAUUUUUUUCUUUUUUUAAACAAAGCUCCUCGGGGAAAACUACA
Molecule: messenger RNA, 995 nt
Organism: Poecilia reticulata (guppy)
Lineage: Eukaryota; Metazoa; Chordata; Actinopteri; Cyprinodontiformes; Poeciliidae
Gene: josd2
Product: Josephin domain containing 2
Biological process (GO): protein deubiquitination
Molecular function (GO): cysteine-type deubiquitinase activity
Source: RefSeq, a predicted model, not a curated record